AUGGCGCCCUCGGCAGUCGACGAGACCGCCAGCGACGAUCUCUACUCGAGGCCCAGGCCCCGGCCCCAGCGGUCGCCCGCUGAGGCGGCGCAGGUCCGCAUCCGCAACCGCCGCAGGGAGUACCUCGAGCAGAACCCGGACUACUUCCGGUCUGCGGAGCAUGAGCUUGCCGACCCUCUCCUCUACGACAUCCUCAUCCGGCGCUUUCAAACACCACAGGAGCGCCAAGCAGAAGGCCAAGCAAAGGGCUACGCCCGCGUGCUCGAAGGCUCCCUCCUCCGAGGCGAGGCCCGCCUCGCCCGCAUGGCCGAGUCCUACGCCUCCCAGCCCACAGGCGGCGGCGAUAGUAGCAGAGCAGAUCCAGCGUCAUCAUCAGCAUUCCGGCCGGCAGACAUACGCACCCACUACCAGUACCAACAACCAUCGCCGACGGCGGCGGCGGCAGCAUCGCAACCGCCAUCCAGAGCCGAUUUCCUCCCCGCGGAGAGAAACCCCGCCACGGCCAGCGCGGCCGCCCAGGCAUUCGCAGAGUCCGACGACGACCCGCCCGCCGACCGCGCAGAGGGCCAGCGCCGCUGGGACGACUUCCUGCGCGAGCGCUUCGUGCACGGCGGCGACGACGACUUCGACUACGCCGGGCUCGUCGACGCGGACGACCGCUACGACGAGCUGGAGCGGCGGGACGCUGAGGACGCCUGGUUCGACGACGAGGAACCGGGUUCCCCGUGA
Thyridium curvatum is the source of this 729-nucleotide messenger RNA. RefSeq lists its product as uncharacterized. Bases 1 to 729 code for a protein of 242 amino acids. The record is from RefSeq and is a predicted model, not a curated record. Lineage: Eukaryota; Fungi; Ascomycota; Sordariomycetes; Thyridiales; Thyridiaceae. The transcript has 2 exons.